Messenger RNA from Rhopilema esculentum, 3293 nucleotides. RefSeq lists its product as uncharacterized. NCBI's taxonomy places the organism in Eukaryota, Metazoa, Cnidaria, Scyphozoa, Rhizostomeae, Rhizostomatidae. Gene Ontology annotation, cellular component: cytoplasm; nucleus. The record is from RefSeq and is a predicted model, not a curated record. Gene Ontology annotation, biological process: meiotic cell cycle; male meiosis I; female meiosis I.
AGACCCCGACGAAAACUUGAAACAAAAUUUAGAGGAUGGAGAUAUGAGAUGGAGAUGUAAAGGUCAUGGCUCUUUCAGCCCAAAAUGAUACAGGACAAAGCGGAGCUGAAGAGCAAAAAAUGGUCAAAAAGAAUGCAUUAAGUGCUGAAGUGAAGAGCAAGCAUGAUUCGGGGAUCUGCCUGGAAACUGGAAUGUGUUUUCCACCUUUUGAGAAAAUGGAAAGUAUGAAGGUGCCAGGCUCAGUGCCAAUAUCGCUGGCCCACAGCACCCCUAAUUCCGAAGAGAAUGCACCGCCUUUGAUGGAUGUACAGUUUACUGGGCAUUUUGAUGAUGAAAACCAACCAUCGAAACAGCACAUCGCUUACCACGUACUUUCAAACCUGCUAGAUGACGAAAUCAACGACGGAGGAGCGCAGCACACGGCAAUUUCCAAAACAGAGCUGAAUGAUGUGUUUGACGCUGGCUCCUGGCCGCCAAGCAUCUCUUCUUUGUCAUCUAGUUUCAGUCUGAACCUUGACCUCCACGACAAUGCCAACCAGGCUGGAUUUCCAGGAAGAAUCAUUCACGACAUUUGGUCGCCGAACCCUUCUCCCAAAGGCUCCUACCCAUCAACCCCGAGUGAAGACAGCAUUCCGUAUUUUCCCAGUAGUCAUGACAACCGUGAGUCCCCAUAUCACAACGGCAGUCCAGUAGAUCUUCUUAUGGGUAGGUGCAGUGGUUCUCCGAUGCUUGCAUCGCCGUGUUGCCUCUCAUCUGACCAGUCGUUUUUGUCACACAAUCAAAGGAAAGAGACAUCCCCGUUCUAUGGAUCUGGCUACGUCAGCAUGGAUUCUUUCAACAACAACCACGGAGUAAGCAAUGGCUUUGAUAACGGACUUGAUAUUGAGCAUGGCAAACUUCAAAGGCAGAAUAUGCAUGCCAUCAGAGCCUUGCAGUUCGCCGACCCUGGUAAUGAUGGGCAGUUUGGUGGGCAGGACUCAGGGGGGAGAGAGCCAACUCCAACAGGGCUUUCAGAUGAUCCACACAAGCACGAAACAAGGUCUAGAAAACAUCAGGUUCACUUCGAAGAAAGAGAGAAGAACGGUUUUGUGAGCAAGCAUAAGAACGGACAAGUCAUACCGUCGAGGGAGGAAAUGAUGUCUGCAGGAAAACGACUUGGAUCAGGUCUAGAUGAAUGUUUGGAGCAACUUAGGCACUUGGAGAGGGAAUGUCGUAAGGCAGAACAAGAGCUGUCCAAGGUUUACCCUUCGAGACGCCGAUCUUCAUCAAGUGGUGGUGGCUAUCAUACCAGAAUGUCGUCUAACCCAACAAGAGUGGAUAAAAUGAUUCACGAACAAAUCAAAGUUCAUGAUAAGGUUGAGUCUCUGAUCGGUCGAAUUGAACGGCUGGGAAGGAGGCCUUUGCAUUCCAACGUAGGAGUUGCUUUAGACAAGUGGCUGGCAUGUAUAAGAGAGCUGCAAAAUUUGAGGAAAAACGAAAUCAAUAGCAGCCCAGGGUCGCAUGUGGGAAGUUAUGGCUGUAAGUCUUACGAUGAUCGAGAUUUACUGGCGUUAGGAAGCUGCAUAAAGAGUCUGGUUACGCACACAAGAGAGGCUAGGACAACAGUGUGGUGUGCCACCCAGAUGCUGCAUGCUGAAGACUACUGGAUGAUGCGACCAAGCGAGAGCUGCACCAGCCUCGAGCACCACUCAGACCUGUCUAGCGAGAAGUCGUAGAGGGCAGAGGGCCUGACCAGUCAGUCUUGGGUAUUUACGUGAUGAGGACGUGGUUGUUUCCUCGGUUUAAAGAUCUUUGCUAUCACGUGUUGUUGGGUCAUUUUAUGGCACCCAGCCGUGAUUCCUCGGCACUUGUUUGUCUUGCAAAAUUCUCGUGGGAUCAAUAUUUUCGCUUCAUUAGUAGCAGCUAGCCUGCUACAAAAGCAAUUUAAUCGUGUUGUUGACUCGUGUUUUGCAGAGGAACUUUAAAACAUUUUGAAUGAGAAAUUGAAGAUUUUGGAGAGAAGAGAUCGAGCUUGACAAGCCUGGAAUUAUCUUGGGACCUUUGGAAUUUAAUUGACUUUAUUACGACACGUGUAGAAGUUUGCAUGAAGAAGUCCAAAAACAGUCACAGCUUGCUACUGAUGCACAAUUUGCAGUUUGUUAGCAAUGGGAUUGCAGCUUUUUGCUAGUAUUUUCAUCUUUGUAGUUACCAAGUCAUCAUGAAGUUUUACUGCGGAGGAUUUUAAUGCAGUUACUGAAAAUUGUCAACUUUAAAUUGACUUUAUUUACUUUUUUGUCUUGGAAAUUAACACACUUCGCCAGCACUUAAAACUGAUAUUCCGAAUCCCCAUUUAUUUACUCACGAUUAAUGUACUUGUUGUGAUUGCAAUUUGAUGUUUCAAAUUUUUCUUCCCUUGAUUUAGGAUUGUCCAAUUUCCAGACUUCUGUAUAACAUUUUGAAUUUUUAAGAAGAUUUCUGAUAAUAUCAGCGAUGUAAUUGGGUUUUAGAGGAGGGAGACCGAUGAGUUGGGGUUUAUAAAUAUUCAACAAUUAUUUUUUCGAUUAUCAACAUAUGCUUCAAAUUUUUCCCUGAUUUUUGCUGACUUAAUUAUUUCGCUGAUUAUUAUAAAGUUUUCACAAUAGCCACUUAAAACCUUGUUAACCUCCAUAUUGCAAUAUUUUUCACUGAACUUGUGUAAGAGAAAUUCGUGUUGUCAAACUCGUUUUACACCGGUAAUUUCACUCAUCCUAUAAUUGUUUUAAAAAGGUUGAAUAUCUCGAUUGGCCUUCUGGCGGUUCAGAUGUCUCCUCUGUUCGGUGGACCAAGAUUGGAACAUUUGACUCAUUUUAAUCUGACGUUCCCAAUCUUUUCCUUAUUUUCCAAUGAAACACUUGCAAUGCGGGUUCCAUUAGAUUUUGCCCCCUUAUACCCCCUAGAGUAUUUAAGCCCCCAGUCGAUAUGUUAUUUUGAUUUGUGAAUCCUUUAUGCAAGAACAUCUCUGUAGCUAGCAGCCAUUGUUUUAAGAUGUCAGUUAAAGGGGUUCCUACUAAUACUAGAUCCUCUGUAUUGCCUGAGAAUUCGCGAUGUUUCUUCCUAAAUAAAGAUUGCGUCAUUUCACUUCGCUGCAUGGUUCAUGUCUAUAGUCCCUAAACUGAGGAUGGCAUUGGAUCCGUUUGAGGCAUCAUUGCCUAGUGUAUUUAUAUCGCUGCAUCGAUGGUUUGUACGUUUUAUUGUGUAUCUCAAGUGUGCCUUGGAAGGAAUUUAUCAAAUUAUAGCGGGAGAUAAAUCAAAACCUAUUGUCUUCUUUGAGUUUA